AAUGAGAUUCCUCAAUAAACAAUUGACGCUAACGAUUGCGUUAAUUUAUGUUUGCAUCACUGUGAAUGGCGAGCGAUGGUCGAGGCAGCUUCAUCCAAAUGCACCCGUAACAGCAAAUGAUUGGGUGCCGAUUCGUAAUGGGAAAACAAUAAAUUUCAACCAAGAUUUGUUAGCAGCACCUCAAACUCAAUACCAAUUUUUUGCUGAGCCUUUGAACAACCGUUUUGGUCUUCAACAGGCACAUCCAGUUCACAUAAGUCAUCCCGUUCCAUCUCCAUCUGAAAUUAAUAAUUUUGCUGUUCAAAAUCCUCCACCCUUCCAAUAUUUGAGCAACCCUCAGAAAACGAGAACAGUUCAAACAUUUGGUGGUCCAUUGAAUAACAAACCAAUCGCUGAACCACUCGUUCAGAACCCUCCACCAUUCCAGUACAUGCAAGAAGUUCAACGUGGACCACAUGUUCGUCAUUAUCAAUCACAACCAAUCCCAAAAUCUAUUCAAAGCUUCCCACCAAAUACUCAGCCAACGUUCCAACAGACUCGUACGCCACAAUUCCAAAAAUCUCAAUCGCCACCUCCGUUCCAGUCAAUCCCAACACCUCCACCAUUUUAUCAACUUGAAACUGAACCACAGCCACAAACUGAAGAUCAAGUUCAAUUGCUUUAUGUUCCAUUCAAUUCAUUGUAUCAACAACAACAGCAAAAUCAGCAGCAAUCACCGCGGGGAUCUUUCGACGAAACAAAAACCAAUCGCUUCAAUAUUUUGAAUCAACCCGUUAGUGCUUCACUCAUCAAUGAUUUUUAUUCGCAAAAUGAAGUUCAAGAGUUUGCUGAGAAGCCAAUUACAACAAAGAAACCUGUCACAACAAGACGACCUACAAUCGCUCCAGUUACUUCAAGUUUGAAGCCAACAACUCCGUUCGAAAGCGUUACGAAGCCGAAACCUCAUCAGCCUCCAUUGUCAAUGUUUGUUGCUAUUGACAAGUUCAAGGGAAAGGCUACUGAAGCUGAUGUGUUGAAUACUUUAAAACAUUCAAACAGUAUUGACGUUAUGGAUUCGAUAACAAGUGGAAAUGCACCGAAAGUAUUUAUUGGACCAUCUGGAAUGCCUCCGCCAAGUGGUUACGAAAAGUUUGACUUGCCUUAUCUAUCAAGCAUUGAAGGAACGAGAUAUGAACGAAAGAUUGAACAGUUGCCAUUCUUCGUUGCACCUUUGAGUUAUCGAACACCACCAGGCUUCUCAAAAAUUCCACUCCCUGCACCUCAUGUCGGUUCUGUUGUUGUAAAUCAACCUCCUAAUGAAAUUGAGAAAGAAGAAAGUUUAGGAUUAACUCAAGAAGCAUAUUAUACGAAACAACCAGUUACGACGGUUACACAGAAUAUAGAGACAAGCCCGAAGACACAUCAGAAGAUUUCAUUGACUUCAGGUUUCAAUUACAGUCCAAAUGGAGACGUUCAAUUAAUCAGAAACGAGUAUACAUUCCCGACAUUAUCUCCAUCACGAAGCACAGCACCACCAACUUUCCAAACACAAUCGAGAACAGUUUUCACAACACCACGACCAUCAUUUGCUGCUCAAACUGCUUCACCUUCGACAGCUGAAACGCCUCUUACUAAAGUUGCUUACAAACAUAUUGAAGAACAACGUAAUUAUGGUCAUUCAUCAUAUAACCCAACAACAACAACACGAAUUCCCGUUACAAGAUCGAAAUUGGAAAAUUUCCCAACAUCGCCACGUUCCACAGCACGUGCGUCAUCAACGCAAAAACCAAAAUCGUAUGUCGAAUUGGAAGAACAUAAAAUCGUUAAUGAAGAAUAUUUUGGUGUUGAAAAAGAAAGACGUCCAACAUUCUCGUUCAAAUUCGGAACGGAAGUUGAUAAGCCAUCAGCAAACUUUAAUUUCCGUCCAAUCCCCAACUUUAAUUUCGAUGAAAAUGAUUAUGAAACAACAAGAAAGCCAAGAGUGAAGACAACAACAACAACAACAACUAAAACAACCCCAGAGACAACAAGAAAAAGUGUUUCGCAAUUCUCAUUCCCUUCAUCAACGUUCGCUCCGACUCCAUCCUUCGAUAUCAGUCCAACAGUUUCUGUUAUUGAAAAUUCAGAAGUUUUUGGUGGAACUGAUGGAAAUUUCUUUGAAUUCCGUUCAACUCCACGUCCCACAACACAAGAGUACACUCAUAACAGAUUUAAUCUUGGAAAUGAACAAACUUACACACAAAACAAUCUUUACACGCCAUCGCAAUAUUCUCAAGAGGUGACUGACAUCGUUAAAGAACCUGAAAAUUAUGUCACAAAUGAUGACAUACAAACAACAGACAAUCCUGAUUACACUUUACCAUCUGAACUUCCACAAAUUAGUCCACAAUUACCAGGUUGGAUAAAUUCACUUACGGAAGAUAAAUGGAUGCAAAAGUCGAAUAUUACAGAAGAACCUUCAACAACAACGACACCGGCAACGACAACGACAACUUCAACUCGUCGUCCAAUAAAUCGUGGAAGUCGAAGACCUGUAACGAGUUCAUAUCGUUCAACUUCAAGUGACACGACAAGUGAAAGACGCCAACCAACAGCUCGACGUCGUCCCACGCAAUACACGUCGAGAUCUUCAAUAUCAUCAACUGAAGCUUCAUUCCCAUCUAGAAGUGAAACUUCAUUCCCCACUAGGUCAACAGUUAGUCGUGGAUCGAAAGUGAAGUAUAGUCCGUCGGCUGAAGAACGGUCAAGGUUCCGAACACGAUCACGAACACCAGUUAAAAAGGAGGAAGAAAAUAUUGCAUAUCAACGAGACGUAUUAAAUCAAAACUAUCCAUCUUCGGUUCGUCCCAUCAUUCAACAGCAAGAAUCAACAACUGAGAAGUUUGUUGAAAGUAUUCAUAUUCAUAAUGAACCUUCUUCGACACCAACAGCUGAACAUAUCAUCAAUGAUUAUAAUGCACCUCUUGAAAGCGUGGAAGUAAUUCCACUUGGCGGUAAUUCAAAUGAUAAUAGUGAACAUCGUUUUAAAUCACCAACAUAUUAUGAAGACACUUUUGAUACCACAACAGUCACUACAACAUCAUCAUCAACUCAAGAAACUUCACUCCCAAGCAAUCACAAACAAUUCUCGAAUAGUUUUGUAGGAUUGCCAGAACAAGUUGACAUUCCACAACAUAAAACUGUCGCUCAUAGACUUAAAGGAAACUUUAAUUACAAACAUCGUAACAUUGAUGCAUUUUACAACUCACAUGAUUCGACUACACAAAAACCUGAUAAUGAAGAUGAUGAAAUAUUGAUUACAGUUCCAACGACUCAAUCGACUCCAAGAGAGACAACAACUGUUGAGAUAACGCAGUCACCAAUUCCCAGACGGUCAAAUUUCCCAAGACGUCGCUUACCCUUUUCAACGACAACAACUGAGUCAACAAUUUCGCCUGAUACCGAAUCAUCGACAGAAUAUUCAAGUCGACAAAAGACAAGAAAGGAAAAUGUUGUUGUAGUAAAAAAAAUUAGAGGACGCGUUCGUCAAACAACAACAACAACAGAAGGUCCUGAAACAACACGUCGUUCAGUUGCUGUGAGAACUCGUGCAUCAUAUAAUCGAAACUCUAACAGAGAAUCAACGAGAAACCGAGAAGCUGAAACAUCAAAUGAAGAAUAUAAACCACGAUUCCGCAUUCGCGAAAAUACUUCACGUUUCCGUUUAGAAACUCAAGAGAGUCAAUGGUCAGCGGGCUACAAUCAAAACUCUUUCCAACCUUUGGAUGGAGAUAAAUUGAAGUCAUUUAAAAGCACUGAAAUUGAUGAUGAACAAGAAAUUGUAACUGCCCGACCCGAAGGCGAAAAGGACAAUUAUCUCUUCAACGUGUCUGCGAGUGUUUUACCCACUAAAGCAGAAAAGACAAGCAGUGAAAACGACGAUUCUAUUAACGUGAUUACCACAACGACGGAGAAAGAAACUAUCCUUGAAAAGAAAAUUAAGGACGACGAUGACCUCGGAUCAAGCUUUGAGAAAUUUGUGAAGGAUGUUCUAGAAGAUAUUGAAGAUGAAGAAGUAAAGACAGACACAAAAAUUGAAAAGAAACCCAUAGUGAAUGAUAAGAAAGCUGGAAGACGUGGCGUAUGGAAAAGAGUGAAGGUACGACCAGCCGAUGGAUUUGAAACUGCUGAGACACAAAAUAUUGGAAAACAUUUGUACAAUGCUGUCACUGACAAUAAUAAGAAGGAAAAUGAGAAGCAUAAACAACAAGAAACAACUACAGAAAAGAAAGAUUUGAUUGAUACAACAACGACACAAGAACCCUUAGAACAUGUGUUUAGUGAAACAACAACUUUGGAACCUUCUACAGAAUCACCAAAAACAGGAAUGUUCGACGAAGCAAGAAAAGCUUUGAGUGAGUUGUUUUCUGAUGAAGAUUCAGAUGAUGGCGUAAACAUGGAACAAGCCGAUGAUAAGCUUGAAGCUCUCAUAGACAGCACAACUACACAAAUUCCUACAACUGAAUAUCCAACUACAUUCACCUCUGCUGUGAAAUCAGAAGAAUCCGUAGUUAUGUCUAACUCAAAGCAAGUUAAAACAAGUACGAGUCAAAAAGUUACAGGAGAGAUAUGCUACAGAGGACGAUGUAUCAAGACAGAAGAAUAAAAAUAAAAUCUAUCGUUAACAUUAGGAUUCUAUUUAUUGUAGUUGUAGCUGUUAGAAAGCUUUCAUUCAUUUCAAAUCUUUUACUAAGCAAUAGAAAUUAUUUUGAUGUGUCAUUUUUAACGAAAAAAAAUUUUAACAGAAAAUAUUUAAGAAGAUUUUCCGAAAACUUUGUAAAUAAAAAAGUAUCGAAUAAGAAAAUAAUAAAAACUUUAAAACGAUCAAGACAUAAAAGUAGAAAAUACAAAUGUCAUAGAUUGUAUUAAUACAAUGUGUUAGAAAAAAGUUGAUCUUGAAACUUUACGUGAUGAAAACACGUAAGAAAUUUCUUUCAUCCAUGUUUCAACAUCAUUCUUUGAUAAAAAGCUUUUAAUAAAAAAGUAAAUUUACAAA
This is a messenger RNA of Clunio marinus, 5014 nucleotides long. NCBI's taxonomy places the organism in Eukaryota, Metazoa, Arthropoda, Insecta, Diptera, Chironomidae. The record is from the annotation of a GenBank genome assembly.